Molecule: messenger RNA, 2250 nt
Organism: Papaver somniferum (opium poppy)
Lineage: Eukaryota; Viridiplantae; Streptophyta; Magnoliopsida; Ranunculales; Papaveraceae
Product: protein NUCLEAR FUSION DEFECTIVE 4-like
Exons: 1
Coding region: 141-1976 (611 amino acids)
Biological process (GO): transmembrane transport
Cellular component (GO): membrane
Molecular function (GO): transmembrane transporter activity
Source: RefSeq, a predicted model, not a curated record
CCACAAGCAUAUUCAACACCAAAAUAUCAUCAUAUCCAUAGAUUCUAAACUCCAUCACAUAGUAAAGCUUCUCAUUUAUACACACACACACAAAUAAAAAACCAUAAUUUCAUCUUGUGUGUGUGUUGUAGAGAAAGAAAAUGGUGGUGGCCAUGAAUUCUGUCAAUGGUCAUGGAGAUAUACUGCAACUGGCAUGGCAAGUUUACCGUGGCCGUUGGUUCAUGGUAUUCGCGUCCUUCUUAAUCAUGGCGGCAUCAGGAGCAACUUAUAUGUUUGGUUCAUACUCAAAUGUUAUAAAGACAAACCUCGGUUAUGAUCAAACGACGCUAAAUUUAUUAAGUUUUUUUAAGGAUUUAGGUGCAAAUACUGGAAUACUAUCUGGUUUAAUCAAUGAAGUAACACCUCCAUGGGUAGUUUUAUCUAUUGGCUCUGGUAUGAAUUUUGCUGGUUACUUCAUGAUAUGGCUAGCGGUAACAGGUCGAAUAGCGAAGCCGGCAGUUUGGCAAAUGUGUCUUUACAUCUGUGUAGGUGCUAAUUCACAAGCAUUUGCUAAUACUGGUUCACUGGUGACUUGUGUUAAAAAUUUCCCUGAGAGCAGAGGAGUUGUUUUAGGUUUGUUAAAAGGUUUUGUAGGUUUAAGUGGUGCUAUUAUAACUCAACUUAAUCACGCUCUCUACCGCAACGAUUCAACGGGUUUGAUUCUACUAAUCGCUGCUCUUCCUGCCGUUAUUUCCAUGUUGUCGGUUCAUACAAUUCGGAUUAUGAAAGUUAUCCGACAAGCUAAUGAGCUGAAAGUGUUCUAUAAUUUCCUUUAUAUAUCACUGGGACUUGCUGGAUUUUUAAUGGUGAUUAUCAUUAUUCAGAAAACAGUUCCUGGUUUUAAUAGGGCCGAGUAUGGUGUAAGUUCAGCUGUUGUUGUACUCUUUCUAUUUUCGCCACUUGUUGUUGUCAUUAAACAAGAAAUUCAGCUAAGAAAGAGUAAAAAUCAGCAAGAAAUAUCAAACACUUAUGAAGAUCAUCAAAUUACAAAAGUAACUAUUGAACUUCCACCGAGUUCUCAACCAGAACCAGAGCCAAGUUUACCCGUUCCAUCAGAAGUCAAGGAAAGGUCGUGUUUCUCGACGGUGUUUCAGCCACCAAACAGAGGUGAAGAUUACACUAUUCUACAGGCACUCUUUAGUAUAGAUAUGUUGAUACUGUUUCUGGCUUCCAUAUGUGGUGUUGGUGGGACGUUAACAGCAAUUGAUAACUUGGGUCAGAUAGGUUCUUCAUUGGGUUAUUCUGAUUCUGGUAUCAGCACUUUUGUGUCACUGGUGAGUAUCUGGAAUUAUUUCGGCAGAGUUUUUUCUGGAUUCGUCUCUGAGAUUCUCUUAAGAAAAUAUCGAUUUCCUCGACCUUUGAUGCUUUCAAUCAUACUGUUGUUCUCUUGCGUGGGUCAUCUGUUGAUUGCUUUCGCUUUCCCGGGUUCUGUUUACAUCGCCUCCGUGAUUAUUGGAUUCUGCUUUGGAGCUCAGUGGCCACUAAUGUUUGCUAUAAUCUCUGAAAUUUUUGGUCUCAAAUACUAUUCUACUCUAUACAAUUUUGGUUCUGUUGCUAGUCCUAUUGGAGCCUAUUUACUCAACGUUCGCGUGACGGGACAUCUUUACGAUGAAGAAGCAAAAAGACAAUCGAUAGCUUCAGGGCGCCCUAUAAACCCUCAUGGAGGAAAAGAUUUGCCAUGCCAUGGUGUUCAAUGUUUUAGACUUUCAUUCAUCAUAAUUACGGCUGCAACAAUUUUUGGAACUUUAAUCUCAUUGAUUCUAGUUUGGAGGACAAGUGCAUUCUAUAAGAGUGAUAUUUACAAGAAGUUCCGGGAAGCUUCAGAGCUAGUUGAGACUCAAAAUGUUACUGUAUCCAGAGAUGGCCAACAACCAACGUUAAGAGAUGAUGAGAAGUCGACAACAACUAGAACCUGUACUGCCACAGAUAGAUUAUAGAGUAAUAAGUAAAAAAUAAGCAAGAAGUAGUAGUGAAUUUGUAUACGAAGCCUUAAUACGGUGUAAAAUACGGUAUUUAUAUACAUGUAACCAAAGGUUGUAUAUGAUGAUAUGGUCUAAUAAGAAACCAGUUACAGAAGGAAUUCAUUGUCCAACUUUCAACUUGUAAGGAAUGUAUGAAUUAUUGGUUGUGAAUUUUCACCCCUUUUCUUGUUUCUUGUUAGCAUCCUAGUUAUUGUUUCUGGGCCAAUCAGUUGUCAUUAUUUUUGUACCA